AUGUCCGUCCCGGACCGGACGAACUGCGCCGCCCGCCACCUGUCGCCUCCGCCGCCUCCCUCCACCGCGGCCCGCGGGGCCCGAAGCAGGCCCACGCGAGCCCGCGGGAGCAGCCGCCGCCCGCGCCCGGCGCGCCUCUGCCCGCCGUCUCCAGCGCCGCCCUUCGCCGCCCCAGCGCCCCGCCUCGGAUCCCCGCCGCCGGCGACCGAUCCCGCCGCCAUGUGCCGCCCCAGCGCCGGCCACCGCCUCCGCCACUCGCCGCCGUCGCCUUGUCGCCUCCCGUCGCGGGCCCCGCCACGGGCCUCGCGGGAGACCGUGCCCCGGCCGGUCCCCUCCUUCCCCGGCGGCCUCCCGAGCUCCGGCGCCCUUCUGCUCUGGCGAGCCGGCCCCGCCUCGGACUUGCAGCGCCAGAUCCAGUGA
Aegilops tauschii subsp. strangulata is the source of this 420-nucleotide messenger RNA. NCBI's taxonomy places the organism in Eukaryota, Viridiplantae, Streptophyta, Magnoliopsida, Poales, Poaceae. The record is from RefSeq and is a predicted model, not a curated record.